Molecule: messenger RNA, 2253 nt
Organism: Solanum pennellii
Lineage: Eukaryota; Viridiplantae; Streptophyta; Magnoliopsida; Solanales; Solanaceae
Exons: 3
Coding region: 1167-1937 (256 amino acids)
Source: RefSeq, a predicted model, not a curated record
AGCGUGUCACCCCUUCUCCCUCCUUCUUUUUCUCGUUCUUUUUGCCCAUCACGGAAGGACAAAGGUCAAAAUGCGUCAAGCGCGUGAGCAACGAGCUCAACGAAGAGUUCGCGAGCAGCAAUGAUCAAUUUUGUAAAUGACGUGUUCCCAUCGUUUGGGCGUCCAAGCAAGCUGCAGAUUCCCUAUCGAGUGGUAUGAUUCUUCAAUAGGGCCUGUCAGACAUAUUUUCGUCCUUGCCUAUAUCAGAUUGCGCCACGUCCACGCGCAAGGACGAUGGGUUUAAUCCUAGUCGUCCACGUUGUUAUCCUCGUCCGGAUUUCAAGCAACUUUAGGUGAAAUCAGGUACAAAAACCAGUUGUUCUCGUCCUGGCAGCGGAUUUUUGAAUUUCGAAAUGAGGCUCUUACCCGUUUUGCCCCUACCUUCUUUUGAAAUCCCUACGCCCUCCCCUCCUCCGAAAACCUUAGAAUUUUUCUAUAAAUAUCCCCCUUUCCUCGUUUUGAAGGGGUUGGAGAUUAGAGGGAAAGAAAUUUUGAGAGGAUUUUGAAAUUUUCUCCAUCUCUGAAAUUUCUUUGAGAAAUUAGUCAAGGAAUAGAAAAAAAAUCAAGAAGAAGAGAGCUAACAAUAUUCUCAUUUAGAGGUCGUAGCGAUAGAUCUUGUUAGAGGUCCGAGCGUUCGAUCAAUUUUCGUUAUAUUCCUCUGUUGUUGUUGUUGGCGUGGAAGGAUCAUUGCUCUCCUCCUAGUUUCACUACCCAAGAAGAGGCAGGAGGGUAGGUGAGGCAGCCGCUGGAGGAAAUCAUGUUCCUCCUCAAGCCCCAUUUGUUGCUGAUCAGGUGUCUGUCAAUCCUGCUCGGUUGACUGAUGGAGAAGUGAGGAAUGCCUUGCUACAGAUGGCACAGGACAUCACACUCAGGCUCAAGCCACCAGGGCUCAAGCCGCAAGAGAGGGUUCCCCCAGAGAGAAUCCUCAUGCUGGCACCAUGGCUAGUAGGUUGAGGGAGUUUACCAGAAUGAACCCCUUAGUUUACUACUAAUCCAAGACCCAUGAGGAUCCCCUAGAGUUCAUGGAUGAGGUCCACAAGAUCCUUUUUUCCAUGGGAGUAGAUGAGGAGGCGAAGGUUGAGUUGACUGCAUAUCAACUCAAGGAUGUGGCCCAGAUUUGGUAACGGAUGUUGGCUGAUAGCCGAGCACGUGGAGAUGUUCCCAUCACUUGGGAUGUUCUCAAGACUGCCUUUCUAGAGAGAUUCUUCCCCAGAGAGCAACGAGAAGCUAAGUUUGAAGAGUUCAUCAACCCGAGACUGGGAGGUGUGUCAGUCAAGGAGUAUUCCUUGAAAUUCGUUAAUCUCUCUAAACAUGCUUCUUCUCUGGUGGCAAAUAGCAGGGAUGAAAUGAGCAGGUUUGUGACUGGCGUGUCGGAGGAUCUAGUGGAAGAUUGUCGGGCAUCCAUGUUGCAUGAUAGCAUGGAUCUGGGCAGGUUGAUGGUGCAUACUCAGCAAAUGGAGGAGAGCCGUCGUAAGAGGAAAGUUCAUGAAAGCAAGAAGCCUAGGAUUGCGGAUCUGGCUGGUCCCAGCUCGGGCAAGAGCUCAUUUGGAGUCAACAACAGACCUAAGUUUAACAGACAUUCAGGUAAUUUUGUUUCUUCAGGAAAUGUGAGUGCCAAAGUGAACGAGUCUGGCCCCAUAAAGGGCAAUGAUCGGAACGUCCAGCGAAAAAGCAAGUUUUGUGGUAAAUGUGGACCUCCCCAUAGAGGUGAGUGUUUAAUAGGUACUAACACCUGCUUAGGGUGUGGCAAGACUAGACACAUGGUUCGAGAUUUUCCUCAGAUGGUGAUAAAGACAAGGAAGAAUCUCAGCCUCAGCCGAAAGCUAAUGUUGCAGCCGAACCUCCUAAGAGGAAUCGAUUUUAUGCACAGAAAGGUAGAGAAGAGAGAGAGAAGUUAGCUGAUGUUGUCACGGGUGCAGGCUCAGGUGGACGUUGAGGUUAUCAUUCCAGCUGUUCGGAUUCAGAGAUUUCAUACGGACUUGGUAGGUCCUCAUUCAUUCGAGGAUGCCUUCCUUUAUAUUUCUUGCUUAAUAAGAUUGAACUAGAGGGGUAGGUUUCACUAGUGUAUCUUUUGUAUUUUAUUCAGACGCUUGUAAUGAUGCCAUUUUUGCAAGUAUUACUUAUGACAUGAGAUUCCAUUUCUAUCAAGUUGUAUGAUCUUAUAUUUAGAUGGUUGAUGUAUGAGGAAUGAACUUCCUUAAAGAUAUGCAUUUA